Molecule: messenger RNA, 720 nt
Organism: Aspergillus aculeatus ATCC 16872
Lineage: Eukaryota; Fungi; Ascomycota; Eurotiomycetes; Eurotiales; Aspergillaceae
Exons: 3
Coding region: 1-720 (239 amino acids)
Source: RefSeq, a predicted model, not a curated record
AUGGUCAAUAAAUUGCUCUUCACCCGGGUUCUCAACAGACCAUUCUGGUUCCUGGAUGGGAAACUGGAUGGGAAUGAUGAGACUGGGGAUCCGUCGUUCGCUGAUCGACUCCGUUAUCUGUUCCGAAGAUACCACGAAAGGCGGUUGUCAUUCUUGGUCUUUCUAGCAAGCCCUGUGAAUGCGGUCUGGUGGAGGAUGGUCACCCUCGCCCUGGCCAACCUGAAGAAAGACUUAGCGCCCCGGGACCCUCGUGACAACCCUCCUUACAUUCUCGGAGAUGAGAAUCGCAAGCGACAGGCGGAUAUAGCAGAGAGCCUGGCGGACCAUCUUCUAGCAGACAGCCUGUUUCAGCUAUUUCUCGAUAAGUUGGCCAUUGCGGAAGAAGAGACGAGGCGUUGUCAUCUGAUCAAGGUUUUCCGGGAGAAGCUUAUGUUCUCGGCUCUAGUCCAUGACAGGGAGCGGAACAAUACUCCGCCGUUGAUCCCCAAGCCUCACAGCCGGGUGGUUCUUGUCCUACGACCUGGGGUGUGCCGCUACGAUCUUCCCAAUAAAGUCGUGCCGUUUGAUCGUCACAGAAGUUGGGCCGAAACGGCGACUGAUAUUGAGUCCGAACUGCUUUGCAAAACUGAGGUUAUCGUGGAAGCAGUCGAGGCCACCAACCCAUCUGACGCGAGUCAGCGCGACCCCGCGGAUGCAGAUGUCUUCCAUUACUGGUUCUAA